CGGCCACUCCCCCGCAGCUGCCCUGGACCUCGGCCCGCAGCCCGGACCGCUCUCGGCGCAGCUCCCGCUGCUCAGAGCUGCCCCGCCUGGGUGGUGGCCUGGUAGGAUUUCCUGCGGGAGGAAGCACUUUGGGGGUCACCGAAGGGCCACAGGGAAGGCCUUGGGGUUGACCUGACCCCCGCCCCCGGGAGGUGUCGGGGGCUGCACCCUGGAACUGGGGCCUGAAAGGGGCUGACAUCCGGGAAGCAGAUGGGGAACUGAGGCCCCACACCCUUCCUCCUCCUCCUCCUCCUCUUCCCCCUCUCCCCCCUGGCCUGGGCUGGCGGAAGGUUAUUUUGGACCACUCCUGACCGGGUGGGGCCGUGUGGGUGGCCCUGCAGUCCCCAGGGAGCCCGGGGUUGGAUGGUUGCCUGUUUUGUCAGAUGGGCGGCAGGAGGCCCCAGAGGCCGCGUCCAGGCCCUGAGCUGCUCUAGCACUGCAGACCUGCAGGGAGUGGACCGCAGACAUGGCCCAGCCGCUGCCUUUAGUCCUCAACGCUCCCGAGAGAGAAGGGGAGCAAGACCAGGAGCCCAGCCCCAAUGAGGAGAGCGAAGUGCACGACUCCUUCCACCAGCUUAUCCAAGAGCAGAGCCUGCGGGCAGCCGAGGAGGGGCUGGAGCUGCGGCCGCUCACCAGGACCCCGCGGGACCCAGGCCAUGCCCACCAGACCCUCCCGGGGCCCAAGGGGGGUCCCGUCUACAGCGCGGCCACGCUCCGAGUCCUGGCCAGCAUGCCUAGCCGCACCAUUGGCCGCAGCAGAGGAGCCAUCAUCUCCCAGUACUACAACCGCACAGUGAGACUGCGGCACCGGAGCAGCCGGCCGGUGCUGGGGAACGUGACGCGCGCUGCCCGCCCCAGCCUCCGCCUCUAUGACCUAGAGCUGGACCCUGCGUCCCUGGAGGAGGACGAGAAGCGGAGCCUCCUGGUGAAGGAGCUCCAGGGCCUCUCGGUGGCCCAGCGGGACCACACGCUCCGGGGGAUGCCCCUGAGCCUGGCUGAGAAGCGCUGGCUGCGAGAGGAGAGCUGGGCCUCUCGGGGGAAGCCGAGGGGCCGGCAGGGCCGUGGGGUGUCCUGCUGCAGCCGGCUCAGAUACGCCUGUAUCCUGGGGCUGCACAGCCUGGGGCUGCUGCUGCUCUCCGGCCUGCACUACGGGCGCCCGUGGCACUACGCCUUGAAGCAGAUUGGCGGCCAGUUCGGCUCCAGCGUGCUCUCCUACUUCCUCUUCCUCAAGACGCUCCUGGCCUUCAAUGCCCUGCUGCUGCUGCCGCUGCUGGCCUUCAUCGUGGGCGUGCAGGCCGCCUUCCCACCGGCCCCGCCGGACCCACCCCGCCCCGCCGCUUCCUUCACUGGGCUGGAGCUCCUCACUGGCGGGGGCUGCUUCACCCACACUGUCAUGUACUACGGGUACUACAGUAACACCACACUGAACCAGCCGUGUGCCCCACCCCAGGAUGGCAGCCAGUGCAGCGCCCGGGCAGGCAGCCUGCCCUACAGCAUGCCCUUGGCCUACCUCUUCACUAUCGGAGCAGCCUUCUUCAUCACCUGCAUCACGCUGGUGUACAGCAUGUCCCGUUCGUUUGGGGAGAGCUACCGAGUGGGCAGUACCAAGGGCAUCCAUGCCCUCACCGUCUUCUGUUCUUGGGACUACAAAGUGACCCAGAAGUGGGCCUCCCGUGUCCAGCAGGACGGCAUUCGGACCCAGCUGAAGGAGCUGCUGGCCGAGUGGCAGCUGCGCAGCAGCCCGCGGAGCGCGUGUGGCAGCGUGCGGCGGGGGCUGGCGCGGGGGCUGGCGUGGCUGCUGUGUCUGGGGACCUCGCUGGGCUGUGCCGUGGCUGUGCUCACCUUCUCAGAGGUCACCAUCCAGAACCCUGGGAAUGGCAGCCAGGAGGCACGAUUGCUCGCCCUGCCCCUGGUGGUCAGCCUCCUCAACCUGGGGGCCCCCUACCUGUUCCGCGGUCUCGCCAGCUUGGAGCAGCACGAGAGCCCCAUACUGGAGGUGUAUGUGGCCAUCUGCAGGAACCUCAUCCUCAAGCUGGCCGUCCUGGCUGUGCUGUGCUACCACUGGCUGGGCCGCAGGGUGGCCGCGCUGCAGGGCCGCUGCUGGGAGGACUUUGUGGGCCAGGAGCUGUACCGCUUCACAGUGAUGGAUUUCUUCUUCACGCUGCUCGACACGCUGUUCGGGGAGCUGGUGUGGAGGCUCUUCUCAGAGAAGCAGCUCAAGAGGAGGCGGAAGCCCGAGUUUGACAUUGCGAAGAACGUUCUGGAUCUGAUUUACGGGCAAACUCUGGUCUGGCUGGGCGUCCUCUUCUCCCCGCUCCUGCCAGCCGUGCAGAUCCUCAGACUACUGCUGCUCUUCUAUAUCAAGAAGGCAAGCCUGAUGGCCAACUGCCAGGCGCCGCGCCGGGCCUGGCUGGCCUCGCACAUGAGCACCGUCUUCCUCACGCUGCUCUGCUUCCCCGCCUUCCUGGGCGCCACCGUCUUCCUCUGCUACGUCAUCUGGCAGGUGAAGCCCUCCGCCACCUGCGGCCCCUUCCGGAACCUGGACAGCAUGUACGAGGCGGGCACGGUGUGGGUGCGUCGCCUGGAGCGGGCGGGCCCCGGCGCCUCCUGGCUGCCCUGGCUGCACUACCACCUGGUGGAGAACACCCUCUUCGUCUUCCUGGUGUCAGCCUUGCUGCUGGCGGUCAUCUACCUCAACAUCCAGGUGGUGAAGGGCCAGCGGGAGGUCAUCUGCCUGCUCAAGGAGCAGAUCCGAAAUGAGGGGGAGGACAAAAUCUUCUUGAUCAACAAGCUUCACUCUGUGUAUGAGAAGAGGGAGAGGAGCAGGGCCAGCAGGAACCAGGGGGCUGGCGUGUCCCCCGCCGCCCUGGCAGAUGAGGGAGAUGCUUGCCGGGAUGGCGAAGGGCACUGCCGGCAUGCCUGGCACCCCCGCUCAGCCCCUCAUGUCACAGCCCUGCAAGCAGAAACGUGGACUUGACCCCAGGCCGGUGCGGCACCAGGCGGGAGAAGCCUGCCUUCUGUGAAUGGCGGCCUAGCUGAAGUCUGGGGGCA
Molecule: messenger RNA, 3090 nt
Organism: Dipodomys spectabilis (banner-tailed kangaroo rat)
Lineage: Eukaryota; Metazoa; Chordata; Mammalia; Rodentia; Heteromyidae
Gene: Tmc6
Product: transmembrane channel like 6
Exons: 19
Coding region: 506-3016 (836 amino acids)
Cellular component (GO): plasma membrane
Molecular function (GO): mechanosensitive monoatomic ion channel activity
Source: RefSeq, a predicted model, not a curated record